AUGGGUUGUGGAGCUUCCAAAGUAGACAAGGAGGGGCAGGCGCGCAACGAUGCCAUCGAGGCGCAGCUCAAAAAGGACCGCAUGGCGCAGAAGAACGAGAUCAAGAUGCUCCUUCUCGGUGCCGGCGAGUCGGGCAAGUCCACCAUCCUCAAACAGAUGAAGCUCAUCAACCACGGCUCCUACUCUUCAGACGAGCGCGAAUCCUACAAAGAGAUCAUCUUUUCCAACACAGUCCAGUCCAUGCGCGUCAUGCUCGACGCCAUGGAGCGUCUCGACAUUCCACUCGCAGACGCUUCCAACGCACCACGCGCAGAGAUCAUCCUCGGUCUCUCGCCCAGCAUCGAAUCCACCGUGCUGCCCAAGCAGGUCGCCGACGCCAUCCACGGCCUUUGGCAAGACGCAGGCGUCCAGGCGUGUUUCGCACGAAGUCGCGAGUACCAGCUGAACGACUCGGCAAAGUACUACUUUGACUCGAUCCAACGCAUGGCCGAACCCAACUUUAUGCCUACCGACCAAGACGUGCUGCGAUCGCGUGUCAAGACCACCGGCAUCACCGAGACGCACUUCAAGAUCGGCGAGCUCAACUACAAGCUCUUCGACGUCGGAGGUCAGCGUUCCGAACGCAAAAAGUGGAUCCACUGCUUCGAAAACGUCACCGCCAUCAUCUUCCUCGUCGCCAUCUCCGAGUACGAUCAGCUGCUCUACGAAGACGAAAACGUCAACCGCAUGCAGGAGGCCCUCACACUCUUCGACAGCAUCUGCAACUCGCGCUGGUUCGUCAAAACCUCGAUCAUCCUCUUCCUCAACAAGAUCGAUCUCUUCAAGCAGAAACUGCCCGUCUCUCCCAUGGCGGAUUACUUUAGCGACUACACCGGUGGUGCCGACUACAACUCAGCUUGCGAGUACAUCGUCAACCGAUUCGUCAGCUUGAACCAGAGCGACGCAAAGACCAUCUACACGCAUUUCACCUGCGCCACGGACACGAGCCAGAUCAAGUUCGUCAUGUCCGCGGUCAACGACAUCAUCAUCCAGGUCAACUUGAGAGACUGCGGAUUGCUUUGA
This is a messenger RNA of Pseudozyma hubeiensis SY62, 1062 nucleotides long. RefSeq lists its product as hypothetical. Lineage: Eukaryota; Fungi; Basidiomycota; Ustilaginomycetes; Ustilaginales; Ustilaginaceae. The coding region runs from base 1 to 1062 and encodes 353 amino acids. The transcript has a single exon. Gene Ontology annotation, molecular function: GTPase activity; GTP binding; G protein-coupled receptor binding. Gene Ontology annotation, biological process: G protein-coupled receptor signaling pathway. The record is from RefSeq and is a predicted model, not a curated record. Gene Ontology annotation, cellular component: heterotrimeric G-protein complex.